GUCAUCCAAGGCUCCUGAGGAGAGCUCUCAGAGUGGUGGGGCAGCCAUCCCUGUUUCUAAGCCAUGCAUACUCCAUUGGAUGGGAGCAAACUGAGUGGCCUCCCAGGGUCACUGGCACCCCAGGGGCCUGCCUGGGGAGCCGAGCAGGCUAGGGCUGGCACUCGAUGAGGUGGCUGGGCCUGGCCAUGGUAAUGGCAGCGUGCUGACCCACACCCUGCCCAGGGAGGUGUCGGGCAGCCCCUCACUGCCGCCCCACGCACCGCGGCCUCGCCUUUGUGUGAGCUCCACCGUGUUUACUCUCGCACUUCCUUGUUCCACUGCAGUGCGAGGGCCAUAAACCGCCCAGCUGGCACGGCUGAGCCCUCGGUAGCAGGGACAGGAGGAAGAGGAGGGAGGGGGAUGGCGGUCAUGCCCUGGCUCUGUGCUGGAAGGGCACCCCAGGUGCCGCCGUGGUGGUUGGGAGCGCAGCCCUUCCUCUAGGGCUGGUGCCACCAUCCCCGGUGCGUCUCUCAUGCCCACUGGCCACCCUCAUGCCCGUGUCCAGGGGCACACCAGGAUGGAAUAAGACCUAUUUCCCCUUCUUCUCGGACUUCAGGGGCCACAAUGUGACGGCCUUGCGCAUCGGCGAGUCAUGUGCCCUGUCCUUCAUCUUCGUGCUGUCGUUAGCGGGAAACAUCUGGGGCAUCUGCCUGCUGGUGAGGCGGCACCGCCGGCUCUGUGCCGCCAACUGCCUCGUCCUCAACCUCUUCUGCGCCGACCUGCUCUUCAUCACUGCCAUGCCCUUCAUCGCCGUCGUGCGCUGGACCGAGUCCUGGGUGCUGGGCAACUUCGUUUGCCACCUGCUCCUCUAUGUGGUGAGCUUGAGCGGCACCGUCAUCCUCCUCUCCCUGUCGGCCGUCAGCCUGGAGCGCUUCGUCAGCAUCGACAUUUAUAUUUGCACCCUGAAUUGGCCCAGCACUGCAGGAGAAACAGUCUGGGAUACAACCUUUGCCAUUGUUUUCUUUCUGAUACCAGGAUUCAUCAUUGUCAUCAGUUACUCCAAAAUCUUACAGAUUACAAAAGCAUCAAGAAGAAGUUUAAAUGCUGGUUUAGCCUAUCCAGAACGUCAUCAGAUUCGUGUUUCCCAGCAAGACUACAAACUAUUCCGAGCCCUUUUUUUGUUGAUGAUCUCUUUCUUCAUUAUGUGGACUCCAAUAAUAGUAAUUAUUUUUUUAAUUUUAGUUCAGAACUUCAAAGAAGAUUUAAAUAUUUUGCCAUCAGUUUUUUUCUGGAUAGUAUUAUUCACUUUUGCCAACUCUGCUGUCAAUCCAAUUCUGUAUAAUGUUGCCUAUUUCAGACGUAAAUGUCAGGAAAUUUUUCUCUGUUGUACAGGGAACCCUGAAAGGCAUAGAGCAGGUACAGAAACCACUGUAAGAAGAAGCAACCAUGAACAGCCACAUUUGUCUUUCAUUACCAGAUAAUUAUUUAAAGUCUGAGCUAUGCUACAUUUUGGAUUUUGUCUAUGCUAUCCCAGGUCAUAUAGGUCAUUAUGUUAUAGUAUUACAUGCCAGAGGAGGAGGGAAAAAGCUAAAUACAUAUUUUUAAUUCCCGUGGGUAAAAUUCUCUUGACUUCAUUGCUUUGCCUCAGUAGGAUUUGGACAAUUUAAUUUAAGGGACUGAAUUCUCCUCUUACGCUGAAAUAAAUAGAAAUAUGGCAAUGAACUUGGUGAAUGUAAAAUAGUUGAAUUAAGUACUUAAAAGUUUCUAAUGAAAAUGUUCAUCCUCAGAAAGUAUCUGCUUUUUUUAAAAUCCAGUUUUUAAAGGGAACUUGAUUAAAAACUUCAAUAACUGUCUGCCUGAAUGUAAGUUUGAGCAGACUAACUGAAACAAGGUAAUGAACAUGUGUUAUCAUCAAGUAAAUGACUAGUUUGGUUCCAUCUCAAAUUAAAAAUAUGGACUUAAUACAUGAGAAUUAAUAAGUAAAGAAUAAAUAAAUAAAUGGUUAAUCAU
Molecule: messenger RNA, 1989 nt
Organism: Zonotrichia albicollis (white-throated sparrow)
Lineage: Eukaryota; Metazoa; Chordata; Aves; Passeriformes; Passerellidae
Source: RefSeq, a predicted model, not a curated record